This is a messenger RNA of Petromyzon marinus (sea lamprey), 938 nucleotides long. The record is from RefSeq and is a predicted model, not a curated record. NCBI's taxonomy places the organism in Eukaryota, Metazoa, Chordata, Hyperoartia, Petromyzontiformes, Petromyzontidae.
GGGCCGAGCGAGUUCCUGCCGGGGAUUUGGCUUUUCAGGAGCUGAUUCCCCCCGUGGCUUUGUCGGCACGAGGCGACCGCGCGGAGUGUCAAGGGCUCCACCGGGCCCCAAGGCGCUGCCCCAGCACCACCGUAGUAGCCAAACCAUCGGUGCUCGGCAUGGCCUGCAUGAAGGUCCUGCUGGACCUCAUGUUGCGCACGGGGUACAGCAUCGUCCAGGAGAGCAGACAGAGGAAGUUCGGACCGCCGCCCGACUGGCAGGGGCCCCCUCCCGCCCAUGGCUGCGAGGUGUUUCUGGGGGGGAUCCCGCGCGACCUCUACGAGGAUGAGCUGGUGCCCGUGCUGGAGAUGGUGGGGAAGCUCUACCAGCUCCGCCUCAUGAUGGAUUAUAGCGGAGAGACCCGCGGCUAUGCGUUCGCUACCUACGCGACGCUCGCCCAAGCCACGGAUGCCGUCAAGAAACUCAACAAAUUCGAGAUCCGUCCCGGACGCCGCAUUGGAGUCCACUUCAGCGUGGACAAUCGCCACCUCUUCAUUGGGGCGCUGCCAAAGGACAAGAAGCGAGCGGAGGUGAUGAUGGCGAUGAGCGGUGCCACGGAGGGCGUGGUGGACGUCACGAUGAGCGUCUGUUACCGGGACAAAACCCUCAACCGAGGCUACGCGUUCAUCGAGUACCGGAGCCAUCAUGCGGCCGCCAUGGCCCGGCGGAAGCUCCUUCGAAUCAACUUGCAGCUAUGGGGCCGGACCAUCAAGGUGGACUGGGCGUGGCCAGAGUUUCGCCGGGUCGGCGGCGACGAGUCGCACGCGACGCUCCCCGCCUUCUCGAGCCGCUCGCGGCAUCCGUGCGACACCGGCGAGCGCCGCUACGAGGCGGCGAUAGGCAAAGUUCCCUUUCGUCUUCGUCCCUCCGACUCUCACGGCGUCCGCGCGACGCCGUGA